Molecule: messenger RNA, 939 nt
Organism: Mucor velutinosus
Lineage: Eukaryota; Fungi; Mucoromycota; Mucoromycetes; Mucorales; Mucoraceae
Exons: 1
Coding region: 1-939 (312 amino acids)
Source: RefSeq, a predicted model, not a curated record
AUGCUCAACAAUAAUCAGCAAUCUAUGGAUUUGAAUCAGCUCAUCCAAACUGUUCAACAACAACAGCAACAACUGGUCUCUCUCACCGAGCGAGUACAGCAACAUGACAAUCUCCUUGCUCGCCUGGACCUUUUGGAAAAGGAAAAUGGAGAAUUGAAAAAUCAGUUACAGGCCAAGGACCUUGCAAUUGAAAAAUUACAGGGCCAACUCUCAUCCCGCCGCACCAAUCAAGGUGCUCAAUCCAGCUCUCAGGUAACACCAACCCAAGAGCUUGUUACUAUUCACCAACCCGAUGCUACUCAAGGUAGCUACGCAUCUGCUGCCCGUAAAGGUGCCCAACAUCGUGACCCUGCCCGUACUACCAAACGACGUCUUGCUGCAGGUCGUAUGUUCCAAACCGCCACCACCAAAGGUCAACAAGGAUACCAGUAUGUGUAUCUAGGCCGCUCUGGUAAAAUCCUGCGCUCUGAGGUUCGUUACCAACUUCGCCGAGCUGGUAUUGAUACUGGCCGUGUGUUAGACAUCUGUUUCCCUGCCACUGGCGUCAUUGGCAUCUUGCUCCACAUCCAAUAUGUAGAGGAGUUUCUCGCCUGUAUGCGCAAAUGUGAAGCUGAUCACAUUGAAAACUUUCAACCCUUGGAUCCCAACAACAUUGCUGAUCCCAAAUAUGCUGAUCUUGCCAUUGAAGAGCGUGAGCAAUUGAUCUAUGAAUUCACCAACACCCGUGCUCUGCAAACCCUCUCUUUCCUUCGUCCACUCAACGUUAGUGGCGUUGGCAAAUACUUUGUCUCUGCUGGCUGGAUCUCUCAAGAAGAGCUAGAUAUAGCCGUCUCUGAAGCUAUCGGUCGUCUUGCCGAGAAGGAGCCCAAAAAGGCUAAAUUCUUGUUCAAGCGUCAAAAGGAAGAUCAUGACAGCAAUGGCUCUGCUAUGGAACUCUAA